ACACGAGGAUGAGGAGGAUUCUGUAGCAUUUCCCCUACAUAAUCCGUCGCCGUCUGUCGCCGUCUGUCGCUAUUUGUCGCCAUUAAUCGCUCAACGGCUCUCAUCGCGCGAGUGUGUAUGUCACUAUUCGCCGCCCCCAUCGCCCGCCCCCCACCGCUCCCCUUCUCCCCACCCACUGCCCUCCCUUCCGCUUCCCCUUUCGCCUCCGCCAAUCCCCGCUCCUUCCCACCUUCCGCGUCUCCCCCUCCGCGCAUCUAACCUUCCGCGCGUGGCAGCCGUUUCCCCCUAUCCCCCCCCCUUCCGCCGCCUCUCUCGUGGGCGCAAUCCGCAUUUCCCCAUCUGCCCCGUUUGGCGCAUUCCGCUCGUGUCAGACCCGCCUCUCCGCUGCCGCGGAAGCAGGGAACGCAGGGGAAGCGGAAAGCGCGUGCGAAUCAGUUGCUUGGGUGGAGCAGGAGAUCGAGGGGAGGCAUAGUGAAGAAGGAAGAGGGGAGAGAGGGGGUACAGGGUUUAGGGGAGAGGGGGGCGCAGAGGGCAGCGAGGAGGGGGGAGAAGGGGAAAGCUGGGCGGAGGCUGAGGAGGAAGAAGGGGGAGAGGAGGGGGAAGAGGGGGAAGGCGGAGAGGCGAGAGCGCGAAUGGCGGCAACAGAGGAGUCGGUGGGCAUAAGCUGCUACGCCAACGAUCUGCCGGGCAUACAUGGCGUGCUGAAGCAGAGGUUCGCCGACUUCAUAGUGAACGAGGUGGCGCCGGACGGCACGGUGGUGCAUCUCACCCACCUGCACCUGUCCCCGGCCCUGCUGGCGCAAGAGCAGCAGCAGCAGGCGCUGGCGCGCAGGAGGGAGGCGGAGAGCCUGGGGGAGGGAGGGGAGGGAGCGUUGGGAGAAGGAGAGGCGGAGGGCAAAGGGCUGCCUCCCGCUAUGCCUGAGCCGGUGGUGUUUGCUGCCAGCGCUGACAAGGCAUACCGUGCUGCCAUGCACGCGUUCUUCAAGGCCUUCCCCUUCCUCGUCUCCGACACCAUUGACGCCGUGGAGGGCCCACCCUACCGCUGCGAUAGAGAUGGGGCGGAUGAUAGGGGUGGUGGGGAGGGGGAGGAGGAGGAGAACGAGCAGCCAGCGUUUGACAGGAGGGGGAGGAAGGGGGCGGAUGGAGUGCCGGCUACUGCCACCCGCAGAUUCCUCAUGUUCCACGUGCUGAAGGAGAACAAGGACACCAACGAGGCCAUGGCGCUCGUGGCUCGGUACCUGGGCGUGCAGACCAAGGCGCUGGGGUUCUCAGGCACCAAGGACAAGCGCGCGGUCACGGUGCAGCGAGUCACGGUGUGCAACCAGACGGCGCGCAAGGUGGCGUCGCUCAAUUCUAAGCUGUUUGGCAUCCGCGUGGGCGACUACCGCUUUGUGGACCAGCCGCUCGUGCUGGGGCAGCUGGCGGGGAACCGAUUCAUCGUCACCCUCAGGUCGGUGCAGGCGCCGAGUCUGGACGCCAUCACAGCAGCAGCGGAGGGCCUCCGCACGCACGGCAUCAUCAACUACUUCGGCCUGCAGUGCAGAGGUUUGGAGUGGGCCCAGUGGCCACACACGCGGUGGGGGCGGCGCUGCUGAGGGGCGACUGGCAGGGCGCAGUGGACCUCAUUCUCAAGCCCAGAGACGGGGAUAUCCUUGCUCCUCCCAUGCCCUGCUCCUCCCAUGCCCUGCUCCUCCCAUGCCCUGCUCCUCCCAUGCC
Molecule: messenger RNA, 1716 nt
Organism: Closterium sp. NIES-67
Lineage: Eukaryota; Viridiplantae; Streptophyta; Zygnematophyceae; Desmidiales; Closteriaceae
Source: the annotation of a GenBank genome assembly